Molecule: messenger RNA, 2744 nt
Organism: Ixodes scapularis (black-legged tick)
Lineage: Eukaryota; Metazoa; Arthropoda; Arachnida; Ixodida; Ixodidae
Product: fanconi-associated nuclease 1
Exons: 15
Coding region: 293-2656 (787 amino acids)
Biological process (GO): interstrand cross-link repair
Cellular component (GO): nucleus
Molecular function (GO): 5'-flap endonuclease activity; flap-structured DNA binding; 5'-3' exonuclease activity
Source: RefSeq, a predicted model, not a curated record
AUUGAUUGCUCUUUCUGAGUAAUGAUGGAACACAGCUCGACGAGGAGCUCGUGCCCGCAAAAAGUUUGAAACGGGGAAAAGGUUUUAUUUAAAAAAUAUGUCAUGUGUUGGUUAAUGGCUGUUGGUCCCGUGGAUAAUGAGAGUUUCAACCACACUCCAAAACAACAACUGGCAAGCUUAUUUUGUAAACUGUACGCGUUAUUGAACAGCAAUCCGCUGAUGAUCAUAGGGCUGAUCUUUGACAUUUUGGAAAAUAACAAGAGCAGCAACGACUCUCCUGUGGUCUAGUAGAAUGUCCGGUAGUCAACCCAAAAUCACCAAUUUCUUUCUUUGUCAAAAUAACGCGGCCGCAAACAAAGCCCCAUUAACAGUCGCCGAGUCCCCAACUAAACCGGCACCGCGUAGGAGCAAGUUAUCGCUCAAACAUAAAAAUGUGGCGGCGAUUUCGAAUGAUCGGGGCAAGCGACUCAAACCCGAUCCAGCGCGUUGUUCGAACGGCUCAGAUUUGAAGGAAAGAGCUCCGCAAGACGCCUGCCAAGCGUCGGCAAGUGCCGAAAGCGUCCCAGAAUGCUGCACCUCCCAAGUUUUGCGCGGUGGUACCAGCGGUACAGAAAAGUCCCCUGUUGUAGGUGCAGAUUCUUCAGAGACCACCGUUUUAGAAACCGAUUCUGCAGAGCGCGCCGCUACCGAGCCCAGAGUGCCCUACUAUCUCGAAAACUUAGUGUUGAUCGUCAACAGUGUGAUGAACAGCGACGAUUGGCGUCUGUUCAGCGACGAAGAGAAGCAAAUGUUCGCCACAUUCCUGGAUGCGGAUGAGAAGUGCCAGAAGCUGCUUGCUCGGCUAUUGCAGCGGAAACACAUCUGGAGGAAAGCUUCCAAAAUCACUUACCCCGACAUAGCCGAAAAUCUCGAGUCUGUUCUUCUUGCACUUCAGGAAAAGGGAUACUUGGAAGAUGUGGCACAUCUCAAUGACCUGGCCACUACCAUGAGCCUGCUAUCUCCGAUGGAAACCAAAAGCCUAGCACAGAUGUUCCGGCUGAAGACCUCGGGACGAGGCAAGGGCAAUCUUGCCGAGUCACUUUUGGAGCACUGCAGCAAGCAGCAGUCGGUGUUGGCCGGGUCGCCACGGAACACACUGGAGCAGCUGGCGCUAAAAAAAGCUCUGAGUCUUCUAGGAGCCGCCUGGCGGCUACGUGACGAACCACGAGACGCUUGGCGCCGUUUGCUCCGCCUCUUCUCCCUCGGAACACCGUGGGAUGGUGAAGAAGCGGGUGAAACGCCUCAGGUGUAUGGCCUUCAGCUGGUCUCAGCCGGAAAGAUGGCCUUUCCGGAAUACCAGGUCUGGCGGAAGGAUAUCCUCUUCGCAGAGCGGGAAGACUUGAUCAGGUAUGAGACAGCUAGGGUUCUUGAAAGCCAGCUGAUGCAGGCAGCACUGGACAAAAAAUGGGCCAAGGCCAGGGAGCUCCUGGACAAUGUGGAGGCGCUAGCGCGCACCCCAGACUCUGUGCAGUGUGGAAAGAGAGACCAGGCCCUGCCACCCUUCCUACGGCGCUUCACAACCACCGGUGUUUACACCCGGUGUCGGUGCCUCGGAGUCGACGUGCUGCAACGGCUCAAGGAACACCGGCGCGCCGUGCGACUCUUGCGCGCUCUGCUCGGACAAACGCACUUCUGCCUGAGCCGUCGUGGUCAUUGGUGGGACCGGCUGGCUCUCAACCUGGACGUUCACCUGGGCAAGCCAGGUGAGGCCAUGGAUGCCAUCAAGGAAGCUCUGGGGGAGAGCGGCAUCAGUCCAGCCUCGCGCCAUGCCCUGCUGACCAGAGCAGCCAGGCUGGCGGUCAAACUGCCAGAGCAUCCGUCGGCCUCUGCGCUACGGGAUUUUGUGCCGUCCGACGUCACAGCCACGCCAGAGGUCACAAUACAGGGACAGUUAGCGGAGCGGAUGGUACCUGGACGCACCAACAUGUUUGCGGUGAGGGAAUCGGACGGCGCCCUCCGAGUGAUCCCUGUGGAGGAAGUAGCCCUGCGGCACUACAGCGAGAAAGGCUACCCUCAGGGGAUCCACGGGGAAGGAUCCACAUUCCACGCCCUCUUUGGGAUCCUGUGCUGGGACGCCAUCUAUGCGGACGGUGUGCCCGACGCGUUCCGGUCACCCUACCAGGCUUUUCCGAUGGACCUCCAUUCCGACGGAUUCUUCACAAGCAGGGAACAGCGUUUUCUCAAGGUCUUUGAGAACAUCCGCACAAGCAGCGUUGAGGAACUAGCAGAGCAGGUGGCCUCAACCUAUGACAGCCACAGCGGCCAGGCAGGAUUGGUGCAGUGGGAGCGCUUUAGUUCUGUCCAGAUACAGGAACUGGUGCGCUGCUUCGGACCAGAGGUUCUCUGGCGGCUGUGCGACCUGUUGGCACGGAACUUCCGCCACAGACGGAGCGGCCUGCCAGACCUCGUCGUCUGGAAUCCCGUCGACGGACACCUCAAGGCCGCGGAAGUCAAGGGUCCGGGAGACACGCUGUCCGCCAAGCAGGUCGUCUGGUUGCGGGAGCUGCUGGCGCUAGGCAUCGACUGCGAAGUGUGCCACGUGACAGCUACAAGCUCCAAAAGGCUGCGGAAACAGGAAAACUUCAUUACGGACAAGGACACCACAACAAAGAAAUAACAGUCCGACCGGUUAAAUCUAGGACCUAUCUCCAAAAUAAGAAGCUAUUUUUCUCGUUUAUUAUUAAAACCUGUGAUGUUUCCACUAA